Messenger RNA from Parathielavia appendiculata, 816 nucleotides. RefSeq lists its product as uncharacterized. NCBI's taxonomy places the organism in Eukaryota, Fungi, Ascomycota, Sordariomycetes, Sordariales, Chaetomiaceae. The transcript is spliced from 4 exons. The coding region runs from base 1 to 816 and encodes 271 amino acids. The record is from RefSeq and is a predicted model, not a curated record.
AUGGAGAAUCCAGCUGAGGAAAUUAAGCAUGUCAUCCAGACUCUUACUCAGGGGACUCCGGAGGAGCAGCAUGAUGCCAUUUAUCGCUACUACACUCCCGGUGCCACAUUUGAGCAUCCCUUCUGUCGGGUCCCGUCGUUCACGAAUCUGAAUGUGCCUGGCGUAGGCCACUUUGACUCCCGCGCACUCAUCACGGCCGUUUACCGAUGUGCCAUCCAACUGCAGAGCCAUCUGGCCGAACAGACAUUUAACCAUCGCUUCCUAUCACCAGACAAGAUUCUCAGCCCCAGAAUCAACCUCGAAAUCGAGUCAUGCGUCCUGGACGAAAAGACCAACAUCAUCUACCUCAGGGUCUUCCAGAUCUUCUCCAUCUGGUGCAUCCCCUUCCACCGCGCCCCCGUUCGCCUAGUCUCGGUGCUUCACCUGGCGCCCACCAUCCCGUCAGACGCCGGCACCCCUCCGCCGCCGUACGACGCCGCCAAGGAGAAGCUCCACGCCGUUCAGGAGGGCGCCGAGCCGAGCUACGCGGCCGUCGCGUCGGGCGGUGCCUCGGCCGAACAAGCGGAGCAGCACCACCAAGAGCAGCAAGAAGAAGCCAGGCGCCGGGCGACACGCUACCUCAUCAAGAAGCAGGAGGACCUGUACCAGGUGAACGAGUUCCUCAAGUUCGUGUUGCUGGGGCCCGGCGCCGCCAUGGCCGGCCUCCUGCAGCUGUUUUCCACACUCACGUGCCUGGUUGGAGCCAUUCUGUUGGGCCCGUUUAUGAAGGCUAUCUGGCCGGCCAGGGCUGGAAAUGCGAAGCAGAAGCAAUAUUAA